Molecule: messenger RNA, 3520 nt
Organism: Caretta caretta (loggerhead turtle)
Lineage: Eukaryota; Metazoa; Chordata; Testudines; Cheloniidae
Source: RefSeq, a predicted model, not a curated record
AUGAGAAAGCGGAUCCAAGACCAGGCCCUUAUUGAGGAGCUGAGGCUCCAAAUCCAGCCGGGCCCCGGCCUGCGGCUGGGGGCCCGGGCCCGCGGGGGGCUGGUCCGGGCCGCGCCGGGCGCCCGCUUCCGCCCGCGCCUCCACGGCCCCGGCCUGGCCGACGGCCGCUGGCCCUGGGCCCCCGCCGCGCCGGGCCCCGCCCUCCCGGUGGGCGAGGGGCGGGGCGAGCGGGCGGCCCCGCCCCCGGCCCCGCCCUCGCCGGCCCCCCGGCUGCUGGCCCCGCCCUCGCCGGCCCCCAAGCUCCCGCCCCCGGCCCCGCCCUCGCCCCCCCGGCUGCUGGCCCCGCCCCCGGCCCCGCCCUCGCCGGCCCCCCGGCUGCUGGCCCCGCCCCCGGCCCCGCCCUCUCCGGCCCCCCGGCUGCUGCCCCCGCCCCCGGCCCCCUGGCUGCUGCCCCCGCUGCUGGCCCUGCUGCUGGCCCUCUCCGCGCUGCUGCGGGCCCUGCAGCUCGGCUGGCUCUGGCCGCAGCCCGGGGAGCUGGGCCUGCUGCGGGGCCGCGGCUCGGAGGCGGAGCGCGAGGCCGGCCAGGCGCUGGCGAGGCCCCGGGGCCCCUUCGCCCUCUGCUCCCUGCUGCUGCUGAGCUCGCUGGCCAACGCCGCCCUGGCCGUGCUCGCCUGCUGGGCCCUGCGGGCCCUGGCCCCUGCCAUCCUGGCCGCGGCCGGCUUGGUCUUCCUGCUGGCCGAGCUGCUGCCCUUCGCCGUCUGCGCGCGCUGGGGGCUGGUGCUGGCCCCCCGCGGGCGCUGGCUGACCCGGCUCUGCAUGCUGCUCACCUGCCCCGUCUCGCUGCCGCUCAGCAAGCUGCUGGAGCUGGCCCUGCGGCGGGACGCCAGCCCCUGCCUCCUGCGGGAGACGCUCGCGGACACGGUGCGCGGCAGCGACCCGUACGACGAGUUCGUGCGCGAGGAGUUCAGCAAGGGCGCCCUGCGCAGCAAGACGGUGGAGGACGUGCUGACCCCGCUGGACCAGUGCUUCAUGCUCAACGCCAGCUCCGUGCUGGACUUCCGCAGCAUGUCCAUGAUCAUGCAGAGCGGCUACACCCGCAUCCCCAUCUACGAGGAGGAGCGCACCAACCUGGUGGACAUGCUCUACCUCAAGGACCUGGCGCUCGUGGACCCGGACGACUGCGUGCCACUCAGCACCAUCAGCAAGUUCUACAACCACCCCCUGCACUUCGUCUUCAACGACACCAAGCUGGACGCCGUCCUGGAGGAGUUUAAACGAGGCAAAUCACACCUGGCCAUCGUGCAGAAGGUGAACAACGAGGGUGAGGGUGACCCCUUCUACGAGGCCAUGGGGCUGGUGACACUGGAGGACGUCAUCGAGGAGAUCAUCAGGUCGGAGAUCCUGGACGAGUCGGACGACUACAAGGAGAACAAGGUGCGGAAGAGGCCGGCCCCCAUGGGCACCCUGCUGGAGCACAGGAAGGAAGAUUUCUCCUUGUUCAAAGGCUCUGACGACGAGCACAAGGUGAAGAUCUCUCCGCAGCUCUUGCUGGCCACGCAGCGCUUCCUAGCCCGAGAGGUGGAUCUGUUCAGCCCGGCCCGCGUCUCCGAGAAGGUCCUGCUGCACCUCCUGAGGCACCCCAGCGUCAGCCAGGAAGUGAAAUUCAACGAGCGCGACCGCCUGGCCCCCGAGCACUACCUAUACCAACGUGGCCAGCCGGUCGACUACUUCGUCCUGGUCCUGCAGGGCAGGCUGGAAGUGGAGAUCGGGAAGGAGGGGCUGAAAUUCGAGAACGGCGCGUUCACCUACUACGGCGUCUCGGCACUGAUGGCGCCCUCCUCGGUUCACCAGUCGCCAGCGUCCACCCUGCGGCCGAACCAGUGUGAGCAGCCGCUCGACUGCAGCGAGAACACCGCCUGCCCCCCGUACUGCCCCGACUACACCGUCCGGGCACUCACCGACCUGCAGUUCAUCAAGGUGACCCGGCUGCAGUACCUCAACGCCCUGAUGGCCUCCAGGAUACAGCCAUCCCCCCAGUCGCCCGACAGCGUGGAGCUGAAGAUCGUCCCCAACAGCCAGACGAAGCUCCUGGACGACAGGAACACUGUGCCAGCCACGCGCUCUCUCUUGGGCACCCCUGAGCUCUGCAGUUGAUGGCAGGUUCUGCGCGAUCCCUGGGGUUACUGAUGGGCAGGAGGAAAAAGCAGCCAGCCGCUUGGGGAAGACGAGAGCACGGGCAUGGAGCCCCUCCCCCCCGCAGGACCCGCUGAUGUCAGCGUGGGAGCUCUAGGCUAGCAUCCUCCCGGCUGUCCUAGCCGCCCCUUGGCUGGCAGUUGGUCCCCGGGGACUCUCCUGACAGCAGCAGUAAUCUCAUGGGGCGGGAUGCCCCAGACGCCCUCCGCACCCCCCUGCUGCCCUGAAGGAUGCCAGCCACUUGGACUCUGCUCCAGAGGAUCUCGCUGCAUCAGGACCAACUGCCAGGGCAGCCAGAGCUGGAUUCCAGUCCACGGGAGAUCGCCCCAGUCCCCCCUCAGUGGCCGGAGCCCUGGGCAGCGUCUGUGCCAACAAACCUCCAGGGAGCAGCGCGCCCAGAUCGAACCAGACCUGCUGGGGGCACCUGGCGAGCUGGGUGGGGGCCGCAGGAGAGAUGCAGGUGGCGGGUUGUGGGCUGGUUCCUCCAUGGGGUGCCCUGUGUGUGUCCCUGGACUGGGCAUUCCUCUCCUUGGUGUGUUCUCUGCCAGGCUGCCCUGGGCUGUCUCUCCUCUGCCAGCAUCAGCCUGGGCCAUUCCCCUGUGCCCGCCAAGCCAGCUCUGCUCCAGGAGUCCUGCUGGGAUUCUUUGGCCUGCCCCAGGGCAGAGCCGUGUGAUCAGCUACCUGUCUAGGCUUCCCUCCCCAUGGGGCGCUGGGUGCCACCCCACCCCGGCCACUCAGUGCGAAACACCCUGCCCUCCUGAGCCAGGGCCCAUCGCCACCAGCCCCUUCCAGUGGCUGCCAGCAGAGAGCCCACACGGCAGGCUGGGAGCUCUGGCCUUGCCAGUCUUCACAAGUGGGCCCCGGUGGGGCUGCCCAUCCGUCAACUGGGCUGAUUGCUGGGGGGCACAGUCCUUGCAGCCCUCCCCUGCCCUACCCCCCAAGGAUGAGCGAUCACAGGGGCCCCAGGCACCUGGUGCCUUGAUUGCAGACAGCAUCAGAUGGUCUCCUGAGCAGCCCUAUGGACCGGAGAUCCCCACACGUGGGCGCAGGGACAUUGCUCGGCCGCCAGCCCCGGAGAGCUCGCGGCCGCCAGGGGGCGAAAGGUCUGCCAUGGACGCAGUCCGCCUGCAGCCGGGCCCGCCCCUCGUCCGGGCGCAGGGCCGCCAGCCGCAGCACAGGGCGCCGGGCUGGACACCUGCCUUGUGUGCUCAUCUCCACCGCCAGUGUGUUCAGUCCGUGUGAAGCUGGGCGCCAGGAGCCGAGUGUCUCUGGAGCGGCAGAGCCUGGCGAAGAGCCGGGGCCACGCAGGUAAAGGAGUUGUAAUCUG